UUUCUAAAAUUAGAUUUCUUCAGGGCUGUUUAGAGACCACUGGUAGAGGAAAUAUCCAGAACUUUUAAUUCAUAAUGGCAAUGAAAAGGAUCCAGAAGGAAUUAUUAGACUUGGGCAGAGAUCCACCAUGUAAUUGCUCAGCUGGACCAGUCGGAGAUGACAUUUUCCAGUGGCAAGCAACAAUUCUAGGUCCUGCAGACAGUCCUUAUCAAGGUGGUGUGUUUUUUCUCACUAUAACUUUUCCUUCAGAUUAUCCUUUCAAACCCCCUAAAGUAGCUUUCUCCACCAAAAUUUAUCACCCAAAUAUCAACAGUAAUGGCAGCAUUUGUUUAGAUAUUCUAAGAAGUCAAUGGUCACCUGCCCUCACAAUAUCAAAAGUGUUGUUGUCAAUCUGCUCACUACUGACAGAUCCGAAUCCCGAUGACCCGUUGGUCCCAGAAAUUGCCAGAAUGUUUAAAACAAAUCGCACAGAGUACAACAGACUAGCCAAAGAAUGGACUGCAAAAUAUGCAGAGUGAUGUCAGAGUGCAGCAUUGUUUGUUGAUGCUGCUUCAGGAAAACACACCAUCUAGCAUACAGCAGGACACCAUCUUUUUAUUUUGCUUUCCUUCCAAUAUUAUUGAUUGUACAUAAAGUAUAAUUUGAGACAGAAAGAUAUUUUUCUAAAAGCUAGAGUUCUCCUACUUACACCAUAUUAUAUAUCUUUCUAUGUAACGUUAGGGUUUUUAAAAAAAAUUAUCACUUUUAAAGGAUUGCAGCAGUUUGUUUUUAAAGUUUUUAUUUUUAGUUCUGUUCACUUACUUUCGGUGUUGGGGUGGUGCCUAACACUUGUGUUACUGUUAACUAGUACUGAAAUUGUUUCAUUUAGCAUCCCAUAAAUUUCUACUUGCUGUGUGAAUACAAUGAAAGCUUGACAAUGGGACACAAGUCUAUUCGUAUGUACAUUUGAUUUGUGAUUCAUUUCAUGGUCCUAUUUAGCUUAUUUUUUUUAUGAAGGUUUGUUUCCUAUUUAUUGCUCUUAUUAAAAUGGACAUUGAUACAAAACUUGGCACUUGGACACUGUUUAUUUGAAAUCCCAUUCAACCACCCAUUGACUAUAUUUUUGUUAUGGCAUACAACAAACAUUCUUGAUUUCCUGAUGAUCAACAGCACACAAAGAAUUUGAUCAGGUUUUAAAGAUGAUGUGUUGGCUUUGGGCUGAUGUUGAUUUUCUCGACAGGUCUGCAGCUAUACAUUAAAUCCUACGCUAUGCAUGAACAGAUGUCGUUUAUUAUCUCUCCCCCAUGAGAAAUGUCACCUGCUUUUUCAUCCUCGCAUCUGAGAUUUUUUGGCUCUAUAUUUAUAUAGAAUUAGAUAGUUAAAUUGGUGUGAGAGUUGAGUGAUGUGAAAUUUUUUUUUCAAAGUAUAGUUCUGUUAAAUUAAAAGUUAAAUUUAAUACAAACAUCUAACCUCUAGUCUGUACUAAGCUGGGCUGUUUUUAUGUGUAGUUCACCACAUGAACCUUUCAUUAAUUCCUGUACUAAAUAUGUUUAAAUUGUCUGCAGUCACUGGAAAUACUGCAUAAAAAUCAUACUUAUGGCAAGGAUAAAUUUAUUGUGGAGAAUAAAAUACAUGUAUAUAAUAAUA
This is a messenger RNA of Physella acuta, 1626 nucleotides long. RefSeq names its product ubiquitin-conjugating enzyme E2 2. Lineage: Eukaryota; Metazoa; Mollusca; Gastropoda; Physidae. The record is from RefSeq and is a predicted model, not a curated record.